Molecule: messenger RNA, 1995 nt
Organism: Dromiciops gliroides (monito del monte)
Lineage: Eukaryota; Metazoa; Chordata; Mammalia; Microbiotheria; Microbiotheriidae
Gene: ELF3
Product: E74 like ETS transcription factor 3
Exons: 9
Coding region: 136-1245 (369 amino acids)
Biological process (GO): cell differentiation; regulation of transcription by RNA polymerase II
Cellular component (GO): nucleus
Molecular function (GO): sequence-specific DNA binding; DNA-binding transcription factor activity, RNA polymerase II-specific
Source: RefSeq, a predicted model, not a curated record
GUGAGAAGGGGAGCAAGAGGUAGAUAGGUACUGUGUUCACUUACCUGCUGGACUUAAUUUGCUACCUGGAUUACCCGCUGCGGCUGGCUUCCCUGCGCUCUCCGUGUCCCAGCUUACACUCUGAGAGGGAACCUCAUGGCUGCAUCCUGUGAGAUCAGCAACAUUUUCAGCAACUAUAUCAGUGCCAUGUACCAGGCAGAAGACCCAGCCCCGUCUUCAUCAGCCACUUUGGGCAGUGAUGACCUGGUGCUGACCCUGAGCAAUCCUCAGAUGCCCCUAGAGGGCACAGACAAAACCAGCUGGUCAGGGAUGCUGCCCCAGCUGUGGUCAAAGGCCCAGGUCCUGGACUGGAUCAGCUAUCAGGUGGAGAAGAAUAAAUAUGACGCUAGCGCCAUUGACUUUUCCCGAUGCAAUAUGGACGGUGCCACAUUGUGCUGCUGCCCCCGGGAAGAGCUGGGCCUGGUCUUUGGACCCCUGGGGGAUGAGCUCUAUGCCCAGCUGCAAGACCUCUCAUCUGGCACGAAUGAUGAGCUAAGCUGGAUCAUUGAGCUCCUGGAGAAGGAUGGACUCAGCUCUCAAGAUAUCAUGGCAGACUCUACCUUCGAUCACGGCAGCCCCUUCAGCCAAGAUUUGUUGGAUGACUCAAGGUUGGCCAGUCCCUAUUACCCAGGAAGCUAUGGAGCAGGGGCUCCCUCUCCAGGCUCCUCAGAUGUGUCCACUUCAGGGACUGGAACCUCUCAAAGUCCCCACUCCGACUCCGGUGCGAGUGACGUGGAUUUAGAUCCCACAGACAACAAACUCUUCUCUUUUCCCAGUGAGAACUUCUCCAACUAUAAAAAAGGAGACCUGAAAUAUGGGAAGAGGAAACGAGGACGACCCCGAAAGCUGAGCAAGGAGACCCGAGAGUGUCUGGAGGGAAAGAAGAGUAAACAUGCUCCAAGAGGUACACACCUGUGGGAAUUUAUCCGGGACAUCCUCAUCCACCCCGAGCUCAACGAGGGCCUUAUGAAGUGGGAGAACCGGCACGAGGGUGUCUUUAAGUUCCUUCGAUCUGAGGCUGUGGCCCAGCUGUGGGGUCAGAAGAAGAAAAAUAACAGUAUGACCUACGAGAAACUCAGCCGUGCCAUGAGGUACUACUACAAGCGAGAGAUCUUAGAGCGUGUCGAUGGCCGAAGACUAGUCUAUAAAUUUGGCAAGAACUCAAGUGGUUGGAAGGAGGAGGAGGUCGUGUUGAGCCGGAACUGAGCAAGGGAUCGAUCGAGGGACUUGGGCAAACAAUGAGCUUGCCCCCGGACCAGAGACUCGUUCAGACAUUCCUGGACCCCAGCCCUCCCAGUCCCUUCAGGGAGGGUGGGUACCCGUGUUGGCGCUGGAAGCCAGUGGGUGCGCCCCAGUGGAGUGAGACUGAACUUUGGCCUGCCAUGAGUUUGUUGUCAACAGUUGUCAUGGGAUUGUGGAGACCUUGGGCCCCUCCCUCCUCUAUUUCCUCUUGGAAUUACCAGCCCUCUGAAUGGAUGGCAGCCAUUAUGCUUCUGACUGAAACCAAGAGGUCUCUGAACUGGGAUCCUCUUCUCUAAGAAUCCUGGACUGGCACUAUGUGGGGGGAAAUGGGUAGCCUAUUAAGGCCAUGGAGAGAAGGCCUGCCAGCACCUUGCCUCGAGGCCUGCCCUUUUCCUAUGCUUGGACUCCGCGGGUCGUGGGUCAGAGCUCUCUAAUUUAUGUGGUAUAAAUAUGUAAUAUGUACAUAGAAAUCUAUUUUUUCAAUGAUACCCCUUCCCUCCUACACUCCUUGACCUCUGUCUGUGUGUGAGGAUAAAGACCAAAGACAAUGGUUCUGGGCCUGACGAGGACUACAGAGACUUGAGCUAUUUUAUAGCUGUUCACAACCUUCCCCGGUCAGGAUGGAUUUGCUUCCUCCUUCUGCCAUAACUACUGCAGGAGUUGGGGUGGCGAAAAUGGUCCCAGGACUCCUGGUCACUCCUCUUAUCUCCAGAA